Molecule: messenger RNA, 1408 nt
Organism: Prosopis cineraria
Lineage: Eukaryota; Viridiplantae; Streptophyta; Magnoliopsida; Fabales; Fabaceae
Product: plant cysteine oxidase 4-like
Exons: 5
Coding region: 131-1015 (294 amino acids)
Molecular function (GO): oxidoreductase activity, acting on single donors with incorporation of molecular oxygen, incorporation of two atoms of oxygen
Source: RefSeq, a predicted model, not a curated record
CCUUCCUUCGUUUAAUUUGUUUCCUUUGUACUCCAAUGCAGCUAUUUAAAGUCAUCAGUCAUUGCUAGGAUGCUUUGAAAUUUCAAGCACUAGCUAGGCCUUGCACAAGAAUUAAAGCUACACACAAACGAUGGAGAAAAGCAAAAUACAAGCGGCUUAUGAAUAUUGCCAUGCUAUAUUUUCUCAGCAGGGGCUUCCAACUUUUCAACGAAUCCAGCAUCUGAAAAAUAUACUUGACAGUAUGGAAGCUAAAGAUGUUGGGAUAGACGAGUUUGGGUCGUGUGAUUCUGCCAUCUCACUCCAGGAGGCUGGUGGCAGCAGGGGAUUGCUCUGUGGACGAGGCUUCUCGGAGAUUACAUACAUUCAUAUUCAUGAAUGCGAUAGUUUCUCAAUAGGGGUGUUUUGUUUGCCAGCAGGAAAAACUUUCCCACUUCACGAUCACCCGGGAAUGAUAGUUCUAAGCAAACUCCUUUAUGGCUCUGUUUAUGUGAAAGCUUACGACUGGAUCAAAGUGGAUAACAGAGCCAGCCAAAGACGUAAGUGUAAUUACUACUCUCUGCAUUCAGCCCAAAUCAAACAAGCGCUUAGAAUUGUUGUCGAUGCAGCAGUAGGGUUAGCAGGCAGGGUGGUAGAUGGAAUAAUGAAAGCACCACAGGAGACGUCCAUAUUAUUUCCAACAAGAGGAGGCAACAUACAUGGUUUCACCGCUUUGACGCCAUGUGCAAUACUGGACGUGCUCUCUCCGCAGUACUCUGAAGAAUUGGGAAGGCCUUCCACAUACUUCUCUGACUCCCCUUUUCCUUCCCCUUCUUCUGAUUAUGCCCUGCUUGAGGCCAUACUUCUGCCUGCAGAUCUAGUUGUGAGAGCAGCGCCAUAUCUUGGACCUCCGGUUUCACCUCAAUACUGCUCUUAUCAAUGUACCCUGUGUUGGGUUGCUUGGAGCUGCUUUGCUGUUCUACCACGGUUAAAAGAAAACGGGAAGCUUUUGCCGAAGAUCUCACUGCUGCUCAUAUGACGGUUCAGCCUCUUAAGCAACUUAAGACAUUUCAUCAAUUCAGCCUGCAGUUAAACUGCUUUGAUUAUGCUGUUGCUGUCACCAAUUCAAGUCUAGUGUAUUAUUGUUUGUUCGUUACUCUUGUGCUGAGGUAUCAGAUCCUACUCAAGCAUCAGUUCAUUUAUCUAGCUGGCUUUCGAGCGUCUUGUUUUUCAGAUGUUUUUUCAAUCAAGAAGUUCUUCCACAGCCCUCGUAAAAAGCGACAUCGACAUACUGACCCAUAAAGACGAUGAGGUCCUUCCUAACACAUCUGAUAGGGGUCAGAAUCUGGGUUUCGUGAGCUUUGUAGCCGAAAAUGUUAGAUUUGUACAUCUCAAUUUAUAUGAAUAAGUAAAGUAAUAUAUGCAUACCUGA